This is a messenger RNA of Scedosporium apiospermum, 1587 nucleotides long. RefSeq lists its product as uncharacterized. The transcript is spliced from 2 exons. The record is from RefSeq and is a predicted model, not a curated record. NCBI's taxonomy places the organism in Eukaryota, Fungi, Ascomycota, Sordariomycetes, Microascales, Microascaceae. Bases 1 to 1587 code for a protein of 528 amino acids.
AUGGGCACCUGCAGUGUCUGCUGCACUCGGUCCAAUUUAUCCAUUUACUUCUCCACUCUCGAACGCCUCCGACUUACACAACAUCCCAACAUUACUCUCGACUCUUCACAAGCGACCAACAACUUUUACGACUUUUCCUCUGCUCCCCUCCGACUUCGAAGAGCCCGCCGUGCCCGAGGAGGAUCCGACUUUACCACUACACUCCCGCCACUUGCACCUACACCUCGAUUCCGCACGUUGUCAGUCGAUACGACCUCGCAGCAUCGUUCGAGCGAGUCACAAACUGCCUUUUUGGCAGACAAGGCUAAGACAGCAGAUAGGAAGCUCCUGAGUGUCAUUCCAGACACCGUCGAUGCUGGCAGCUUAGAGACCGAAACACCGAGUGCACCGGUGGCCACGGCCCACACCCAGGAACGGGACAACAUCGAACACAGCGGCCUGAAUAGCCCCGACAGCCCAGAACCUCUGUCCGCACAAAUUCAUCCCCAUCUCCACGAGAAAUUGCCGCCAGCCGACAUGAUGGCCGGUCACAACAGCAUGGUGCCGGACUCGUUUUACGAGAGCUUCCGGUGCCUCGAGGAGACCAGCAACCUUGAUCUCCAACUAAGGCUAGACAAUUACCCUACAAGCAAUACCCGCCCCAAUUCACCACCCCAGAAACAGAGGAAUCCGUCCUUCCGCAGGCACCUUUCCAUCUCCAAAGUUCAUCUAGGACUCUCGUCCCAACCCUCCUCCAGCCGGCCUGGUACGAAGGACACUUCAGCCACAUCUACCACAUCGCCUCCUCCGUCAAUAGCUAGCUUUGGCAUGCCCAUGAGUCCGACUCACGGACGGCGGAGAUCUAGGGCACUGUCUCUACGCUCGCCGGGACCUAGCAUCGCCGAGAACGUGUCCGGCCCGAUCCCCGUCCCCGUCCCCUCCGGUCUAGAUUCAACCGCUGCCGCUCAUUAUCAAGACCCCGAGGCGCGGCUAAAGCUUCGAGUAUACCUCGCAAGCCCCCAGAAAUUCGAUGAGGCCGUGGAAUUCGGAUUUCCCUCGACGGAGUUGCGACCGGGCCGACGAGCACCCGAAGUACGCCCUCUUAGGAAACAGCAGUCGUGCUUUGUCUUAGCUGAUGAUACCGACAAGGUCCAUACGUUCCUAUCCGACGACAAGUCUUCAGUCUACAGCGACGAUGUGUCCAUGGCCGAGCCCGAUUCUCCCAAGACCCCAGAGCCCCUUGAGAAGCCCCCAGCUACACGAUCCUACAGAGCUGCAUCGGACGCCGGCCUGGUGGCCAAGAUGGCCAGCGAUUAUAACCAGGCAGCGGCAUCCGCCAGGGAGAUGACGCUACGGAUGACCCUUACGAGGCCGGACCUCCGGGCGGGAGAGGAUCAAAUCUAUGGAUGGCAACAAAAGCAUGUGACCUCGGGUGGUCGCAAGUCUCAGUCGUCUGCGCUUCGAGAGGAAUUAUCUCCGACGGUUGUUUACAUUAGGGAAGGCAAUUCCAAAGACAGCAUUGAGAGGCAAUUUGCUGCUUUCGACCAGUGGGCUCCGCCGGAGCGCGGUGUUGUGAAGCGAUUCUGGAACCGAGUCAGGCGGCAGUAA